AUGGCCUCAAAAGUCACUCUCGGCCCCGUGCUGGCGGUAACCACAGCAGUAUCCAUCGGUGUCGCGAAGAAAUUCGACCUGCCUCUGGCCCAGACUGUCGGGACAGCGUUGGCAGCAGCCAUUCCCUUCUACCUUUUCGUCUGGCUGAGCUAUCUUUACCCAAUCUACUUCUCCGAACUGAGACACGUUCCCACAGUCCCGGGUAACCCUCUCAUAGGGCAGUUCUUCACCAUCAUCACCGAGGAGUGCGGCGUCCCCCAGCGUCGCUGGCACAAGGAGCUCGGUCCCAUCAUCCGCUACUACUUCCCCUUUGGCGCCGAGAGACUGUCCGUUGCCGACGACGAAGCCCUCAAGCACAUGACGGUGAAAAACCCGUACAACUACCCCAAGCCCGUUCGGGCCAAGCUCUGGAUGGUCCGCAUUCUCGGUGAGGGCAUCCUCCUCGCCGAAGGCACCGACCACGUCGUCCAGCGCAAGGCCCUCACAGCCGGCUUCUCCAUCGGCGCUAUCCGCUCGCUCACGCCCAUCUUUUGGGAAAAGUCCCUCAUCAUGGCCAAGCUCUGGAAGAAGGAGAUGACCACCUCCCACCUCAGGGUCAAAUCGUUCGAGGCGUUGGAAUGGCUGAACCGCUGCACCCUCGACAUCAUCGGCAAGGCCGGUUUCGGGUACGACAUCAACUCCCUCGAGGACCCUGACGUCCCCAUCCGCGAGGCCUACCGCCUCGUCUUCGCCUUUGACCUCUUUUCUCGCCUCCUCCACGGGAUGCAAGCUUUCAUCCCUGCCUCGAAGCACAUCCCCUCCAAGAUGAAUCGCGACAUGGAAACCUCUCGGGGUAUCAUCCUCGACAAAGCUACCGAGAUCAUUACCACCAAGCUCGACGAGGCGGAGAACAACAUCGGCAAGAAGGACAUCCUUGCUCUGAUUGCGAAAGAGAACAAGAAGCUCAAGGAGAACGGGGAGGAGGGGCUGUCGUUUGACACGAUGCGGGAUCAGAUCAUGACGUUUCUGGGGGCGGGGCAUGACACCACUGCCACGGCGGUGGCGUGGACUGUUCAUCUUUUGUCGACGCACCCUGAAAUUCAGAGCAAACUCCGUGAGGAAAUCCGGGAGCACAUGCCCUUUUUGUUUGACGCCUCCACCCGCCAUGAUCCUCGUCUUUUGGCGUCCGUAGACCCGGAUAAGCUCCCCUUCAUGGACAACGUCUGCAGGGAAUCACUGAGAUACAUCCCCCCGAUCCCCAUGACAGUAAGGCAGUCCAUCGCGGACGACACUUUGGGUCGGUACAAAGUCCCGGGUGGGACUGUGAUCUACGUGCUUGCCAACACGAUCAACCGGCUUCCGUGCUACUGGGGGGAAACGGCGGAUGAGUUUGACCCGGACAGGUGGGAUGAUUUGCCGCCGAGUGUGGUGCCGAACGCGUUUAUGACUUUUUUGCAGGGGCCGAGGGGGUGUAUUGGGCGGAAGUUUGCCGAGACGGAGAUGAAGAUUUUGUUAUGUGUGCUGCUGAGCGAGUUUGAGUUUGGGAGGGAUUAUGAGACGGCUGAUCCGGAGGAAUGGAAGAUGUGGAGGUUGGUUUUGAGGCCUAAGGAGGGGGUUACGGUUAGGGUUUCCUUGUUGGGGGGGAGUGAGGAGGUGGUGAUUGAUGGGGGGAAAAGGCAGGGGUAG
Molecule: messenger RNA, 1665 nt
Organism: Podospora bellae-mahoneyi
Lineage: Eukaryota; Fungi; Ascomycota; Sordariomycetes; Sordariales; Podosporaceae
Exons: 1
Coding region: 1-1665 (554 amino acids)
Molecular function (GO): heme binding; oxidoreductase activity, acting on paired donors, with incorporation or reduction of molecular oxygen; monooxygenase activity
Source: RefSeq, a predicted model, not a curated record